Messenger RNA from Drosophila serrata, 1601 nucleotides. RefSeq lists its product as uncharacterized. NCBI's taxonomy places the organism in Eukaryota, Metazoa, Arthropoda, Insecta, Diptera, Drosophilidae. The record is from RefSeq and is a predicted model, not a curated record.
CAACAAAAAAAAAAAUGGCAAAUCUGGGCCAUUAUACAGAUAGAAAUCCCGAUAUACGGGCUGCAGGAAUUUCAACACUCACAAAUCCUGAGGAUAAUUUUGGCGCCAAGGAUUGCCUUGUGAGCCUGGACAUUGGUGAGCAGGCGGAGCAUCUGAUUUUGGCCCAUUGCCGGCAACAGAAACCCAAAUCUUAUGCCCGUACACCCAAGCAUCCCAAAAGCAAUAUGGACGAUCAUUUCGGUGAAAAUCUUCAAAAGGGACCCUUUGAGAAUAUUCAGGAAAAAUCUCGCGAGAAUUAUUUCAUCCGAAGACCCGUUUUGAGUCAAGCCAUGGAAACCUAUUCGAUACCGGAAAAUGUGAACAAUUGGAGUCAAACUUUUGGGAUAAGUUCCAUACCCGAAGAUUCGGUGUAUUCGGUGAUAAUGCCACCAAAAACUGUCGAGCAGGUUAAUAGGGAGUAUGCCGAGUACCACAAUCAGCACAUUAUCAGUCAUAAUCAUUACUUUCCCUCGGAACAGAUCAAUCGACGAUAUACAGAUAGCUUUAAUCGGUUUGAUACCUUUGGUGUUCCCACCAAUACAGAUCCCUCGGGUAUAAAGGUAAAGAAUUGCUUGAACGAGAGCGAGGAGCACCUGAAAAUAAUAAAAAAGCCCAAAAAAGAUUUAGAUAAUCGCACUAAAGCUCCUUUGGGCAAGAAGUUUCUCUGGUAUCCAUAUAAAUUCCCUAAAAACAUGACCUUUGGCAAAAUGUCGCAACCUGAAUUCGGUGUACAAUCGUUAAUGGAGUACACAUCGCCCUCAUCUCGUACUGCUAAAAUGACCGCUGCCAUUAGCCAUAUAAAUCACCUGAGGAACAUACUCCAGCAUCGUGAUGACUUUAAUAUGAAUCAAUUGAUUACGGCUCUGGAUAAGAAGGAUACGGAGGGAACUCGCCAGUUGCCACUGGCACAGAUCAUACAAAUUAUGCGAAAAAUGAAUAUUCCAGGUAAUUUUGAAAAAUUACGCAUUGCUGCCUCCCAUUUCGGGUUAUUUGUGGACGAGAACUGUUGCGAGGAGCGUGUGAAAUAUGAGGGGCUGUGCGAUAUCCUCUCCGUGCUGAAGCCAUUGCCAACGAUUGGAUCCAUUUCACCGGAACCGGAAACGGUGUAUAAUAAAUUCACCACCUAUCGCCUGCUCUGCGCUGAUUUAGCCAAGAAACCUGAGGAGGGUUUAGUUUCCCACAUCCCACAUGCCCACAUCUCGCCCAUUAAGGAGGAUAUUAAUAACACACACGUCAAGGACAUAAUUAGACCUGAUCCACCCAUGUUGUGUGGCAUUUGGCCAAGUGAUUUUCGAAAGGCACGCGGCAAAGUCGAAAUGGAACGUAUAUUCCAAGGAUUUGUCUCAGAAGAUGACUUUGCAAGGAUCUGGCAGGCUCUAAUGGAGAAACAACCAGAUGCCAAGGAUAUGGCUUCAGUUCAGGACUUUCGUGCGGAAAUGAUUCGAAUUGAGGACGAGAAAAAAGCCGAAGCUUAAGAAAGGAACAAAGCUAACUAUUUCCUACUUAUUUAAUUAGGUUAGUACAAAAAAUAACAAUAUUAAAGUAAACUCCUACAACAUGUA